AUGGUUCUGGUCGAGCCUGUUCCUAAGGUAAUUGAUCCUCUAAAGAUACGAAUUGAUGAUAACCCCCAAGCCGGUAUUAUUGGAGCACCAGGCGAUGCUAUGGUGGAUCUCGCAUCCCCCUUAAAUGUUGAAGUCCCAGAUGAGAUCAGUUCUAGUGGAAGUGAAUCGGAUUCUCCCGAGGUAGUUGCUUCAUCCAUCCCUGUGGAUCCUGACCCUCCCCAUCUUCCUCCUGAACCGACCCUUGCAGCCCUUGUGAGGCAGAAAGGAAAUCUUCGACCUGCGUCAGCUGAUGUGCGUUUCCCUUUGAAUUCUAAACUGAUGCCACCCUCGGCGAAAAAGCGAGGUGGCAAGAAAAGGGGUCUCGGCACCCCCCUUAAACAGGCCGAAAUUAGGAAUUUUGUGAGAACCAAUAACAUUUGUUGUAUUGGUAUCUUGGAGACUAAGAUCUCGCCUAAUGUUUUUCAUGCUGUCUCCGCUACUUUGCUUCCUGGUUGGAAUUGGUGCUUCAAUUAUGUGCAUUCGGCAAGAGGUAGAGUUUGGGUGGGUUGGAACCCUACUUAUGCCCUUUUUGUUAUGUCCGACUGCUCCUCUCAGGCCAUUCAUGGCCACUUGAGAUCUAUCACUAAUGGCACUUCCUUCUACUUAUCGGUGGUUUAUGCGGAGCACUCAUUUAUUUUGAGAAGACCGUUGUGGGCUGAGUUGAAUCACUACAGCCUUUUGUACCCGAAUGAGCCUUGGAUCGUUGCUGGAGACUUCAAUGCUAUCCGGUAUGCCUCUGAUAGGGCGGAUAGAUCAAACUACUGGAUUCCAGCCUUUGAAGAUUUUGGCAAUUGUCUCAUUCAAGCUGGCUUGGAUGAUCUUAGGUUUGUUGGUAAUCGCUUUACUUGGGUAGCCUCCUCUGGACCUAAUCGCAAGCAAAGGAAGAUCGACAGGGUUGUUGUAAACUCGGCUUGGAACUCUACUUUCUCUUAUUCUGAGGCCUCCUUCUUGGCGCCGGGUGUAUCGGACCAUUCCCCGAUGGUUGUUAGGAUCCUCCCUACUCCAAACAAUCGUAAGCCUUUUAAGUUUUUUAACUUUUGGAUGGCCCAUCCGACCUUCUUUGAGCUGGUAGCACAGAUAUGGGAUUCUUCCUUCGUUGGCUCGCCCAUGUAUACGCUUUGCUGCAAAUUGCGUGCUCUAAAGUAUAGACUUAAAGGCCUAAACAGGACAGCCUACUCGGAUAUCUCAACUCGUACGGAGGAAGCUAGAAGUCUGCUGUUGAUUGCCCAAAAUGCAAUUCAAUUAGACCCGCUCAACCGCCUUUAG
This is a messenger RNA of Eucalyptus grandis, 1305 nucleotides long. RefSeq lists its product as uncharacterized. The transcript is spliced from 2 exons. The record is from RefSeq and is a predicted model, not a curated record. Gene Ontology annotation, molecular function: catalytic activity. NCBI's taxonomy places the organism in Eukaryota, Viridiplantae, Streptophyta, Magnoliopsida, Myrtales, Myrtaceae. Bases 1 to 1305 code for a protein of 434 amino acids.